GGUCGUCAGACGGCCAGCGACUGGAGGGGCGCGUAGCCCAGUAGUGAUCAGCUGAUAAUCAUACUGUUAACAACCAGGGCCCUGUGUGACUUUCGUUCAGCUGCUGGAUAAAUGGCCGUAUUCCUGUUAAACGAAUGUAAAUUCAACAACUGCGGCCUGUGCUUCAAAAACCUAUACGAUCUCAUACAGCACAUUGAAGACAAUCACAUAGAUACCGAACCCAAGCCAAUCGAGCUGAUUGAUCGAACCGAACAGCAAUGUUUACCACUCAGUUGCGUAAUGCGGUUUUUCGGCGAGAAUGCCGACAAAACAGUAAUCGCACCAGCCGAACCAGUUUUACAACCAAAAUCCAGUAUUUUACCAUCAGCCCCAGACUUGUUAUUUCCUCGACCCAUGAAAACCGGUUAUGAAUCGGAUAAAGGAGAAGCUGAAACUUUAGAUCGGCUCGAUAAUAUUGCUGACAGUAGUGACUCAUGGUCUACCACGUCUGAUGCAAUUGAUGAAGCUAACAAAAAUGGUUCUAAUAUUCAGCAAAAAAAUAAAACCGAACAACCAAUUAGGCCAUUUGCGUGUCCAGUUCCUGGUUGUACCAAAAGGUAUAAAAAUGUAAAUGGAAUAAAAUACCAUGUGAAGAACGGUCAUACAAAUGGAAAAAUCCACAAGAAGUACAAAUGUCACUGUGGGAAAAGUUAUGUAUCCAUUCAAGGGCUGAAAUCGCACGCUAAUGGUAUGCAUGCUGGUACAAAAAUGACGUGGUUGACAAUGCAUAAUGGCGAAACCAUUCAAGUGCCAGCAACUCCACUUUCCCCCGACACGGUGCCUAUACGUGCAGUAACGCUGAAACAUGUGCCUCGAACAACAGCGGACGCUAAUUUACCCCCUAAAACAUUAGUCAUCACUAAACCUCCUCCGUCCAACGUUGAAUUUCCCCCAAUUGAAUCAUAAUGAUUUUAUGGGAGGUUCAAAAGUUAAUAUAUUCCUAUAUAGUUGAAUAAUCAGGAGUCUUAAAGUCAGUCGUCAUAUUAAAUGUUUUUGUCGCUUGAUUUUUUUCUUUCUUUCAAUUAAAUUUAUAAUAAUAUAUUUUAUAUAGACCAAAAAAAUUACACCAAUAUUGUAAUGUUAAACUUUGUUAUUACACCAAUAUUACUAAAUAAAAAGGAAAAAUUUCCAUUCGGAAAAUUUUAAAGAAAAAUAUAAUAUAUUUAGUUGCAAAUCCAUAGCCUAAUUACGUUAGACCUAGAACAAUUUGGCUAAUUUGUAUAAUAGGAUCUUGCAUUCAUGUAUUUUUUUUGUGUCAAGCUAUGUAUAGUGUAAGUUACCUUUUAAAGACUU
This is a messenger RNA of Adelges cooleyi (spruce gall adelgid), 1332 nucleotides long. Its product is annotated as juxtaposed with another zinc finger protein 1. The transcript is spliced from 5 exons. Gene Ontology annotation, cellular component: nucleus. The coding region runs from base 112 to 945 and encodes 277 amino acids. The record is from RefSeq and is a predicted model, not a curated record. Lineage: Eukaryota; Metazoa; Arthropoda; Insecta; Hemiptera; Adelgidae.